Xenopus laevis (African clawed frog) is the source of this 957-nucleotide messenger RNA. Its product is annotated as olfactory receptor 1L4. The record is from RefSeq and is a predicted model, not a curated record. The transcript has a single exon. Lineage: Eukaryota; Metazoa; Chordata; Amphibia; Anura; Pipidae. Bases 1 to 957 code for a protein of 318 amino acids.
AUGGGUAGUUUUACACUUCUGGGGCUUUCUGAGAACCCUUAUCACCGGCUUCCUCUCUUUUCUUUCUUUUUGUGCUCCUACUGUCUUUGCAUAGCUGGAAACUGUCUGAUUUCAUUGAUUAUUGUAACAAAGCCUAAGCUCCACACCCCUAUGUACAUUCUGCUUGGAAAUCUAUCAGUGGUUGAUGUUUGCUUGGCAUCGGUCACAGUCCCCAGGGCUAUGUGUGGCCUACUCUUUGGUAAGACCUCCAUAUCAUUUAGUGGUUGCUUUCUGCAGCUCUUCCUUUUUCAUGCAGUAGGCAACAUGGAUAGCUUUCUUCUAGCUAUUAUGGCCCUGGACCGAUAUGCAGCAAUAUGUCAACCUCUUCAUUACUACUCUAUUAUGAGUAGAAGGACAUGUGUCUGCCUGAUCACCUUGUCCUGGGUUGUUGUCUGCCUCCACUCUACCUUGUUCACAUUAAUGACAUUUUGUCUUUCGUUAUGUGCUUGGGUUGUACAUCACUUCUUUUGUGAUAUGCCGGCCAUUCUAAUGCUUUCCUGCAGAGAUACAUCUGCUCAACAAAUGGUUGUCUUUAUUGAAGGUUCAGUUAUUGUUAUGGGCCCCAUGUUGUUUAUUCUAGGCUCCUACAUUUUAAUCAUUAGAACUGUGUUAAGGCUGCAAACCUCUUCUGGAAGAAAAAGGACCUUUUCCACAUGUUCCUCUCACCUUACUGUUGUAGUAAUCUUCUAUAGCUCUAUCAUUUUCAUGUACUUUCGACCCAGUUGCCUUUACUCACCACUGUACGACAGAGGAGUCAGUGUGGUGUACAGUGUCCUUACACCAAUGCUUAAUCCUAUCAUAUAUAGCCUAAGAAACAAAGAAGUCAAAGCAGCUGUAAAGGGGAUUGUACAAUGUGGAGAAAAGAAAAGGGGGAUCAAGUUAAUAAAGAGCAGCGGGGUAAGUGACAUCUUUAGCUAA